GUGGGCACAGUGCUGAGGUAGAAGAUGCAGUCGCUCCCGCUAUUUGCUGGUGCUGCAGGGCGCGGCGCAGCGGUGCCUUCUCCCCACGGGUUCACCUCUCCGCUGUCACCUUCUCUCUGGUAGCGAUCGCAGUCCCGCCGCUCCAACCUUUCUCUCAGUCCUUUUUCUCUCCGCAUCUCCCUUCCUGCCUCGGGGGUCGCCUAAACUUGCAAAAUGGCUGACGACCGGGACGACGCCUCUGACCAGCUGAAGCAGUGGCGGAGCCAGCGCGGCUCUGAGAAACCAGAUGUCUUGACCACCGGUGCUGGGAACCCAAUAGGGGAUAAACUUAACAUCCUGACAGUAGGGCCACGAGGGCCUCUUCUUGUUCAAGAUGUUAUUUUCACUGAUGAGAUGGCUCAUUUUGACAGAGAGAGGAUUCCUGAGAGAGUUGUGCAUGCAAAAGGAGCAGGAGCCUUUGGUUAUUUUGAAGUCACUCAUGAUAUUACCCGGUAUUGUAAGGCGAAAGUGUUUGAACACAUUGGAAAAAGAACUCCCAUUGCUAUACGUUUCUCUACUGUUGCUGGAGAAUCUGGGUCAGCUGAUACAGUUCGUGACCCUCGAGGCUUUGCAAUGAAGUUCUAUACAGAAGAGGGUAACUGGGAUCUUGUGGGAAAUAAUACUCCUAUCUUCUUUAUUCGGGAUGCAAUGUUGUUUCCAUCCUUCAUUCAUAGCCAGAAGAGGAACCCUCAGACUCACUUAAGGGAUCCUGACAUGAUGUGGGACUUCUGGAGUCUUCGCCCUGAAUCUUUGCAUCAAGUGUCUUUCCUCUUCAGUGAUCGUGGUAUUCCCGAUGGGUAUCGCCAUAUGAAUGGAUAUGGAUCACACACAUUCAAACUGGUUAAUGCCAAUGGAGCAGCAGUUUAUUGCAAAUUCCAUCUCAAGACUGACCAGGGCAUCAAAAAUCUUCCUGUUGAAGAAGCAGGAAGGUUGGCUUCUACUGAUCCUGAUUAUGCAAUACGUGAUCUUUACAAUGCCAUUGCCAAGGGAGACUAUCCAUCAUGGUCCUUCUACAUUCAAGUUAUGACAUUUGAAGAAGCAGAGAAGUUUCCAUUUAAUCCUUUUGAUUUAACAAAGAUUUGGCCACAUGGUGACUACCCUCUCAUCCCUGUGGGAAAGCUUGUUUUGAACAGGAAUCCUGUUAAUUACUUUGCAGAGGUAGAACAGAUGGCAUAUGAUCCCAGCAACAUGCCACCUGGUAUUGAACCCAGCCCUGAUAAAAUGCUGCAGGGUCGUCUGUUUUCGUAUCCUGACACCCACAGACACCGCCUGGGCCCUAAUUAUCUCCAGAUUCCUGUGAACUGCCCCUUCAGAACUCGUGUGGCCAAUUACCAGAGGGAUGGACCAAUGUGCACUACUGACAACCAAGGUGGUGCCCCAAACUAUUAUCCAAACAGUUUUACGGGUCCAGAAGAUCAGCCCAUGUUGAGGGAGAGCCGUGUGUGUGUCUCAGGAGAUGUGCAACGUUUCAACAGUGCAAAUGAAGAUAAUGUCACUCAGGUGCGAGAAUUCUACACCAAAGUCCUGAAGGAGGAUGAACGCCAGAGGUUGUGUAAAAACAUUGCUGAUCAUCUCAAAGAUGCCCAACUCUUCAUUCAGAAGAGAGCUGUGAAAAACUUCACUGAUGUUCAUCCUGACUAUGGUGCCCGUAUUCAGGCUUUGCUGGACAAACACAAUGCUGACAGUGGGAAAAAUGAUGUAAUUAGGACAUAUACACAGUCCACAUCUCGUGUAUCUGCCAAAGAAAGAUCCAACUUGUAAAGUGUGCUGCAGAGAUUUGCUCUAUGAAUUUUUCAUCCUUUCAACUGCAGGACAACCUGUUGAAGAUGUUAAUGAAUCUAGCAGACUUCAGCACAAAACCAGAAGUGUUUUACAGGCUUGGUUUAGUAAGCUUUCAAGUCUGCAGUGGAAACUAGGUAACACAAGCUACCAAUUCUAGUGCCUUUCAACACUAGUGCUUUACUGCUUGUUAAUGAUUAAAAAUUGUCUUUUUUUUUUUUAGAAGCAAACAUAAAUUUAAUCAAAAUACUGUUUCUUUUUUUUUUAAUUUUUUUUAUUGUAAAACUUUCCUGGAUAAAUUGCACAACAAACAUCCUAUAAUGAUACUGUGAUUAUCCUUAUGGAUAAAACUUGUUCAUGUUAAAGUUUGUUGCUAAAUGUUUCUAAUAAGAUAGUUAUCUGUAUGUAUUUGUAGGCACUUUCUUCCUUUGAAUUUCAUUUUUACCCUUCCAGAAGUAAAAUGAUAGAUAGUAGUUGGCAAAAGGUUGGUUAAGUCUCAUUCCUAAUGAUCAAAAUAAAACUAAGUAGAAAGUUUAGUCUGAAUAUUGAACUUUUGUUCCCAAUAUAUAUUUUAGGUUGAUCUUUGCUUAUUAAUGCUAGCUUGGGAUAUAAGUGACCUAAGUGAGAUAGGAAAGGAUAUUUUCUUAUUACAUACACUUUGACUAAAUCUAUUACAUUUUACUUUAGGAAGAACAAUUUCCCUCUGUAAUCUUUAAGAAUUUAAGUAGGAAAAUUAAUUUUCCAAAAUUCCAAGCUUAUACACUUCCAAAGCUCUAUUCCCAAUGGCUCUUGAAGUUGUUAUAUUACUGCCUCAUCUGAUAUUACAUCUUUUGGUCAAGCCAGAGCUAGUUUUCAAAGUUAGACUUCAACUGAAGAAGCAUGUUUUUAUGAAUGUCUGGAUCUCUAGCUGGAUACCUGUGUAAAACCUGCUUUUAGGCAUGUUGUCAUGUUGCCUGUUACCUGUGAUAUAGGUGAAUAACAUUCUUCUGGAAUUCAGUUAAAUUUUUACCUAGUGAAGCAGGUUGGAGCUGAAAGAGCUACAUCAAUAGGUGGGAAUAUUUCUUGCUGGAGCAUAGAAUCCCAAUGAGUUUUGGAAAAGAAUAAACAAGGCUUAAUCUUUGCUUUCAGUUGUGUCUGUUAAAUGAGUUAUACUGUCUUCCUCUUUUAUUUCUGAAAUAAAACUGUAUUUAAAAAUCCC
Calypte anna (Anna's hummingbird) is the source of this 3016-nucleotide messenger RNA. It is a transcript of the gene CAT, whose product is annotated as catalase. Bases 214 to 1800 code for a protein of 528 amino acids. The transcript is spliced from 13 exons. Gene Ontology annotation, cellular component: cytoplasm; peroxisome; mitochondrion. Gene Ontology annotation, molecular function: heme binding; catalase activity. NCBI's taxonomy places the organism in Eukaryota, Metazoa, Chordata, Aves, Apodiformes, Trochilidae. The record is from RefSeq and is a predicted model, not a curated record. Gene Ontology annotation, biological process: hydrogen peroxide catabolic process; response to hydrogen peroxide.